Messenger RNA from Coregonus sp. 'balchen', 2066 nucleotides. Lineage: Eukaryota; Metazoa; Chordata; Actinopteri; Salmoniformes; Salmonidae. The record is from the annotation of a GenBank genome assembly.
AUGCACAGAACAACUAGAUCCCCAAUGAUGCAACCCCUGGUCAACUCGGGAAUGGGUGUGGCUCCUUUCUUCAAGGUAACACACCCUUAGAUUUAGACACAUGCAGGAGCACACACCUUUGCAUAAGUGGGAUGGGCUCUGUCACAUUAAAUGUCCCUUUUCUCUACCUCAUCUUCCAUUUCUUCCCUCUCUCCCUCCCUCCGUCUCUCUGUAGGUGACUGUGUUCGAGCAGGAGCACUUCCAGGGCAAGUGCCAGGAGUUUACCUCUGAGUGCUGUAACAUCCACGAGUGUGGUCUGGACAUCAUCCGCUCCAUCAGAGUGGAGAGUGGAGCGUGAGUCUCACAUUGUUCCAUCUGUUUAGUGUGUAUAUUUGGUUAGGGAUAGAGGAAUCCAGGUGUGUUCUCUCUCUCUCUCGCUCUGUGUGUGUGUGUGUGUGUGUGUGUGUAUAGACUUUACCAUGAAAUGCUUACUUACAAGCCUUUUCCCAACAAUGCAGUUAAAAAGUAAGAACAUUUGCAAAUAAAAAUGUAAAAUAGUAACACAAUAAAUAACAAUAACGAGGCUAUAGAAUGUGAAAGUGUGUGUAUGUGUCAUCAAUGUGCGUGUGUGUGUAUGUGUGUGUGUUGGAGUGUCAGUGUGAGUGUGUGGGUAGAGUCCAGUGAGUGUGCAUAGUCAAUGUAAGAGAGUCGGUGCAAAAAAGGAUCAAUACAAUAGUGUGGGUAGCCAUUUGAUUAACUGUUCAGCAGUCUUAUGGCUUGGGGGUAGAAGCUGUUCAGGUGCCUUUUUGUCCCAGACUUGGCGCUCCGUUACCGCUUGUCGUGAGGUAGCAGAGUGAACAGUCUAUGGUUUGGGUGACUGGGCCUUCCUCUGACACCGCCUGUUAUAGAGGUAAUGGAUGGCAGGGAGCUCGGCCCCAGUGAUGUACUGGGCCGUCCACACCACCCUCUGCAGCGCUUGCAAUCGAGGGCGGUGCAGUUGCAAUACCAAGCAGUGAUGCAACCAGUCAAGAUGCUCUCAAUGGUGCAGCUGCAGAAGUUCUGGAGGAUCUGUGGGGCCAUGCCAAAUCUUUUGAACCUCCUGAGUGGGAAGAGGCGCUGUCGAACCUUCUUCGUGACUGUGCUGAUGUGAUAGGACCAUAUGAAGUCCUUGGUGAUGUGGACACAGAGGAACUUGAAGCUCUCUACGUGCCCCACGUGUGUGUGCGUUCAUGUAUGUGUAAGGUGGAUGAGUGAAUGUGUUCAAUGUGUGUGUAUAAGACGGUAGUACAAUGUGUAAACUCUACCCCCCCCUCCUCUAGCUGGGUGGGCUUUGAGCACCAUGACUUCCAGGGCCAGCAGUUUAUCCUGGAGAGAGGAGAGUACCCUCACUGGGAUGCCUACAGCGGCUCCCUGUCCUACCAUGUGGAGCGCCUCAUGUCCCUGCGUCCCAUCUACUGUGCUGUGAGUAAAGUGUGAGAGAAAGCGAGAGAAGAUGACAAAGAGAAAGAGAGAGUGAAAGUGUGUCAAUGCAGUUUUUUGCCAAACAGAUACAUUCUAUUAGGGCCUUCCUCGAGAAACACCAUUUUUGGGGGAAUAUGAUCAUCUUUGUGUUUGUAUGUAACACUCCUCUCUCUCUCAGUCCCACAUGAGCAGUCGUAUGAUGAUCUUUGAGAGAGAGAACUUCAUGGGCCGCAGUGUUGAGCUGUGUGACGACUACCCCUCCCUGCAAGCCAUGGGCUGGUCCAUGCCCGAGGUUGGCUCCAUGCACGUGCAGUGUGGCGCGUAAGUUAACCUCUAUUAUUCACUACAAACACACACAUGCAAUGCGUGAGCAAACAGCUGUGGAAGCUGUGGUUUAAUACUUUGCACACACGAUUGAUACACACCCCAGAGACACCAAAACUCAGUGUUAAUUAAUAUCCCCUAUCUUUUCCAUCAGCUUUGUGUGCUACCAGUACCCCGGCUACAGGGGCCAGCAGUACAUCAUGGAGUGUGAGAGACACAGUGGAGACUACCAGCACUGGAAGAACUGGGGCUCCCACUGCCAGACCCCCCAGAUCCAGUCUAUCCGCCGUAUCCAGCAUUAA